This is a messenger RNA of Hyposmocoma kahamanoa, 3627 nucleotides long. Its product is annotated as E3 ubiquitin-protein ligase RFWD3-like. Gene Ontology annotation, biological process: protein ubiquitination; interstrand cross-link repair. The transcript has 3 exons. The coding region runs from base 39 to 1958 and encodes 639 amino acids. The record is from RefSeq and is a predicted model, not a curated record. Lineage: Eukaryota; Metazoa; Arthropoda; Insecta; Lepidoptera; Cosmopterigidae. Gene Ontology annotation, cellular component: nucleus. Gene Ontology annotation, molecular function: ubiquitin protein ligase activity; protein binding.
UUCGCCUCUUUCACGGUGGGUAACUGUACAAACUCACCAUGGAGCCCAUGCCUGGGUCAUCCCAAGACAGCGUAAGCCAGAUCCACAUUCCUGUGUCUCCUGGCAGCCCUGACAUCUUGGAUGAUAAUGGAGCAGAAUCUGAUGGCCUAGAGGUCAUUGAGAUAAAUCCAUUCCAGCAACAAGACAUAGAACUGUACCCCCAGGGAGUUAACCAAGAAAGUGUAGUCAUGGUGGUAAACGACAACAGCAAUUACUCAACGUCCACCGACGACAGCAGUAACACCAUCCCUUUACCAAUCGACAACUCUAGACCUAGUUCAGUAAAUUCGAGACCUAAUUCAGUAAACUCCGGGCCUAGUUCAAAUAAUUCACGUCCAAGUUCAGAACAUUCCAGACCUGAUUCAGAAAACUCGCGACAUGAUUCGGAUAAUUCCAGGCCCAUUUCUAUAAAUAACUAUGAAGCUUCUAGCGAGGAUUCUAAUAGUGUUAUCUCAUUGCCUGAUGCCGAAUUGCGUCGAGAAAGACCAGAGGUUGUUGACGAACCGCCAGCUAAAGUAAGAAAACUAAGUACAAAAUCAAAUGACGACUUAGAUGGUGAAACAUGUCCUAUAUGUUUAGACUCUUGGGGAAAUUCUGGAGAUCAUAGACUUGUAGCUUUAAAAUGCGGACAUCUCUUCGGUUUACAAUGCGUUGAGCGAUGGUUAAAAGCUCAAAGUAGUAAAGAAAGAUCUUGUCCAACAUGUAAAUCGAAAACUACAAUGAGGGACAUUAGACAUAUUUAUGCAAGAAGAUUGGUAGCAGCUGAUACUUCUCAAAUAACAGCUUUGCAGAAGCAAAUGGAGCAAGUACAAUCUGAAAAAAGUAGGGUGGAACUUGAAUUACAGAAAUCGAGAAUUGCACAUAGAGCUUGUGUAAUGCAGUUAGAAAUUUUGCGUAGUACGUUAAUGAAAAACCAAGGUCCAAAAGAACAGCCAGUAAGGAAAUCUUGGAGGUUCGCCUUGGAAAAGAACUUGGAAGUCUUCAAAGAUGGAGGAUGCAGAGUUAUGACGUACAAUUGUCAAACUUACGAGCUCUAUGUAUCGCAAAAAAGCAGUAAUAACCUUUUUCCUGGUUACGGUAUACGGAAAGUUAGUUGUGUCGACUAUAAGCUGGGGCAGUUUGUUCAUUUACAUCAAAGACCUAUUAGGGAUAUCACGUACUCGCAACCCAGAGACUUGCUUUUGAGCGUCGGCUUGGAUAGUACAGCGAAAAUAGUCGAAAGAGGGAUCUUGAGUGUAACAGCGCAGACUGGGUUUCCUCUGUGGUCUUGCUCUUGGGAUUUUCGUCGCGGCAACGAGUUUUACGUCGGAGGAGUUGGUGGUGUCAUUCACCAAUACGACGUAAGAAACACAAACACUCACGUCCUUCGACUUUUCGCACCUACCGAUACAUCCCCUGUUGUGUCUCUCUGUUCGACAGAGUAUGGACUUCUUUCCUGUCAAUUAAAUUCCUGCUGGCUAUGGGUAGCAAAUAUGAGACAAUGGGAGCCUAGGGCUUUACCAAUUGAAGGCCCCUUCAUGUCGUUAAGUUACGAUAGUGAAACCCACAGAGCUUUAAUUUCGUGUAGACCAAGUUCGGCUGGGGAACGAUCACGACUGGCCCUGUGUAAAUUAAAAGCGUCAGUGCCAAGUGGUGAAGUUAUAGCUGAAACGGAGCAAACCUUUUUUGGAUCAGUCCGUUCUUCCUUAAUGUCACGUGCGUCCUGGGUCAAAGCGCCUGGAUCAUCCUGGGUAGCGUCUCAUUCUGAAAGUGACUCGGCGUUAUAUCUGCAUGGUUUAGAAGGGGCCAGGACCAUGUCGUUACCAGCUGCAGAACCGGCGUUAGAUGUGACGUCAGUGCAAUUAAAUGGGGAUACUUUGCUGGCUGCGUUAUCGGAGUCGAGGUUAAGACUGUACAAAGCAGUGCCAACAAAUUCUUGAUGUUUUGUCUAAGAACAACUUUAUGGUGACGUUCCUGUGAUGUUCAUGUGUCAGUUUUGUGUGUGAGAAAUCUUGUGACUGGUUUAAAAAAGAUUGAAGGUUGAAUUGCAUUUGGACCGUCGCCAUAUUGGUGAGUUUCAAUUAGCUAAUUUCUUCAGCAGCCCUCAACACUACCUUCUACCAAACAAUAUUUGUACGUCAUUUAUUAUGUGGAGAUCUGUAAUCUCUGCCUUGGUGUAAUACGAGUGACUCUAUAAGGUCUUAUUUUAGUAGUAUCAAAUUAGGAGAGUCUGCUAGGUCUUUAGUCAAAACAAGCUUUACAUGUUUGCAAUAAGAGCCUAAAAGGUGCUAUGCGUGUCGGUUGUGGCUUUUCGCUCUAAGGCUGACAAAUUAACUGCAUGUUUGCAAUUAAUGCGUGAAGUCGUAUCCAACUUCAUGCAGCGGCUGCAUGACUAGUGGCGGAUUUGCAGUCUUGACAACCAGAGGGUACCAGCCGCACCAUUCUCAGCACUUAUCGUAUACUGGUAGACUACAUAAUGAAUGUCACUGUCUAUUGGUGGAAACCGCAUGAAAUAGUUUUUGAGUUUAUCGCGAUCAGACAGACAGAAGACAGACGCGGUAGUUAUAAUAUGUAGUGAUGUGGUGACAUUACAUUAUAGAUAUUUAUACAUGACUAUACUUUAUACAUAAAAUGUACGAAAGUAAUGUAGGAGAUUAUUGUUAUCCGAUGCGGUGCGGUGCGGCCCGCCAUAAUGUGCGUGAGUCUUUAGGAUAUUUAGGUACUUUGAGUUAUUUCUUGUUAUAAUCAGUGAAUUUUUUAUCACGAUUGGCCGCCCUAGGCCAGGACCUACUGGGCAUUAGAGCAAAUUCGCCACUGUGCAUGAUGACUGCAUGAAGUUGAUAACGACUUCACGCAUUAACUGUCAAUCUAUUAGCAACCUUAUUGCACGGACAUAAAACUUUUCCGGACCGGCUAAAGCCGAGUGGUGACAAUUUAAAACACAUCUGCACACUUAAUAAUAAUGAACCACAUUACAACACGUUUAAGUUUCAAACAAGUGUAGAUACCAUACGAGCAAUUGAGAUAAAGAUGUAUUUGCCUAAAGUGCAGAUGUUUUUGGUGAAUUUAGUAGGUUCGUUUCGAUGUUGACUGUACUUAAAUAUUUUUUUUUAUAGGACCCUAUAAGUCACUUCGUCUAUUACAAUAUCACUGCUAUAAUUGUACUAUAUUAAAUGCCACUGCUGAACACGAGUCUCCUUCAAACCUUAAUCCACCACAACGACCUAACGGUAAUGGCGCAUCGCGUAGAGAACUCGACUACCGAGUUCAUGAGCAUACAUCCCGAUAAGCAAGAAUCACACCAAUGGACUGUGCUGUCGGGUUGUUAUGCAUUUUCGUAUGCAAAUUGAAACAUGAGGAUAUUUCUAACUUGAAUAAGUGUGUUAGUGAAUGUGUUAAAUUUAAAUAAUUAUAAUUGUGUUCUGGAAUUAAAAUUUGUAUAUAGUGAUGCUGAUGUUUUAAUGCACUGUGUUAUAUUGUAAAUAAAGAUUUGAAAAUAAUUUGUAUUUGUCGGUAAAUGACACUGCGUGAACGUAUGGAUUUGUUGCGCAAUUUUUGUUCUGGCAACAAUAUGAACAAAACACUCGCACAAACACUCCAAACAUAAAU